Molecule: messenger RNA, 541 nt
Organism: Caenorhabditis angaria
Lineage: Eukaryota; Metazoa; Nematoda; Chromadorea; Rhabditida; Rhabditidae
Source: the annotation of a GenBank genome assembly
AUGAAAUCCUCUGCUUUUUUGGUUCUUGCAGCUAUGAAUGUUCUUGUAGAUUCUGAAAUAAAUUCGAAUUUGAAGUGAGUUGAACAUAUUUGAAAUCACUGAAAGAUGUUUUUAGAUGUGUAGAUGUUUCAAUGGAAUGCGAAUAUCGUGCUAGAUAUUGUUAUAAUCCAAAUUACACCGGAUUGAUGUUUAAAAUGUGUAGAAGUACUUGUGAUUGGUGCCAUACUUCUUUAGAUGGAGCGUUGAAAAGAGUUCGAAGACAAGUGAAAGAUCAGAGUUUGGAAUUUGAAGAUAUAGGCGAUUCACAAAAUUCAUCAGUGACUCCAACGGGUAAGUUUGUCAUCAAAUAUUUUCGGAGUGUUUGUACCCAAGGAAAUGAUCAAACUAAUUUUACGUUUCACUUCAUUUUUUAAUUCAAUAAAAUUCAGGCACAUGCAUGGAUCAUUCUCAAAAAUGUGAAGCUACAGCUGCACUUUGCACUUCGUCGAAUUAUCAAUCAAUAAUGGCAAUAAAAUGCCCAAAAACUUGUGGAGUCUGUUAA